AUGGAUUAUAAAGGAAGCUGCCAUUGCGGCGCUGCCACAUUCAGCUUCAGCCUGCCUGCUGACAUUUACGAGAUAGAAGUCUCCAGCUGCAACUGCUCAAUCUGCUCGAAGAACGGCUAUCUCAUGGUCUACCCAAAAGCCGCGGACAUGACCGUCCAUCCUUCCGAGGACGUUGUGACGGAAUACCGCUGGGCAUCGAAGCAAUACCCGCACUGUUUUUGCUCGAGAUGUGGGACCAGUCUCUAUGCCAAGGGUCCUGAGGGGAGUGAUAUGAGAGCAGUUAAUGCUCGUACUAUUGACGGGAUAGAGCUGGAGAGGCUGAAAUUGAAGCGCGUGGAUGGAAAAAGUAUUUGA
Molecule: messenger RNA, 354 nt
Organism: Aspergillus puulaauensis
Lineage: Eukaryota; Fungi; Ascomycota; Eurotiomycetes; Eurotiales; Aspergillaceae
Product: GFA family protein
Exons: 4
Coding region: 1-354 (117 amino acids)
Molecular function (GO): carbon-sulfur lyase activity
Source: RefSeq, a predicted model, not a curated record